This is a messenger RNA of Schizosaccharomyces osmophilus, 999 nucleotides long. RefSeq names its product RNA polymerase II CTD small phosphatase Psr1 (gene psr1). NCBI's taxonomy places the organism in Eukaryota, Fungi, Ascomycota, Schizosaccharomycetes, Schizosaccharomycetales, Schizosaccharomycetaceae. The transcript has a single exon. Gene Ontology annotation, molecular function: phosphoprotein phosphatase activity. The coding region runs from base 1 to 999 and encodes 332 amino acids. The record is from RefSeq and is a predicted model, not a curated record. Gene Ontology annotation, cellular component: plasma membrane.
AUGUCCUCGAAAGGUCAGUCGACAAAAUCCGGAAAACAGGGAAAACCAUCGUUUUUUCGAAAGUUUUUUGGAAAUUUAUGCUGCUGUUUUCAAGGCGCACCAAGUGAGGAUCAUAAUGAAAAGGUUACUACAGUUUCCAAUUCUAGAAGGCCAUCACAGUCGCCUACCCCCAAUACGCCUCGUAGGUUAAGCCGUACGAUUCAGAGCUCAGAUUCGGAUACGCAUACGCAUGGGACUGGUCAGGCACCUGUGCAUGUGUUUGAAUCUCCCACUCCUGCGCGUACUUCCGUAUCUUUAGAAUCCGCGUUUAGUCCCAGUAACGGCAGUGAAAGAGACGUUGCUGAAGAUGCAGACUUAGAAAGCAACCAUGUUCAUUUUCAUGAGCAACCCGUUGAAGUCAGUCCAACUCCUGAGAUUCCUUUGCCCGAAGUUAAGCGGUAUGGUCCUGGACAAUAUCUCCUGCCUCCAAUUGCCAAAGAAGAUGAAGGCAAAAAAUGCCUCAUUUUAGACUUGGACGAAACCCUUGUCCAUUCAUCAUUCAAAUACAUCGAGGCUGCGGAUUAUCUUGUUUCCAUAGAGAUUGACGGCUUAUUUCAUGAUGUUAGAGUUGUGAAAAGACCGGGAGUCGACUUAUUUUUACAACGAAUGGGCGAAAUUUAUGAAAUCGUUGUCUUCACUGCGUCUCUUGCCAAAUAUGCGGAUCCCGUCUUAGACAUGUUAGAUAAUUCCCAAGUUGUUCGACACAGACUUUUCCGAGAGGCUUGUUGUAACUAUGAAGGAAAUUUUGUUAAAGAUCUUUCUCAACUGGGCAGAAACUUGGAAGAUGCGAUUAUUCUUGACAACUCUCCAUCAAGCUACAUCUUUCAUCCCUCUCAUGCAGUUCCUGUCUCUUCUUGGUUCAAUGACAUGCACGAUAUGGAGUUAUUAGAUUUAAUCCCCUUUUUAGAGCAAUUGUCUCGGGUUCCCGAUGUUUCCACGGUACUAAACUUGCAAUUAUAA